CCCGUCACAAUGACUCUCCAGUGGACUGCUGUGGCUUUCUUCCUCUAUGCGGAGAUAGCAGUCAACCUCAUCUUGUGUAUACCCUUCAUAUCAGCACGGAGAUGGUGUUCAGUUUUCAGUUGGAGAAUAUGGAACUGGUUAUCUCCAUAUUGGAACAAAGGCUUUUUCACCAUGAUCAUGGUCCUUAUUGUACUUUUCCUCGAUGCUGUCCGUGAGGUGCAGAAGUACUCGGGUCCUGAGCCCAUGCACGAUGCCAAGGUGAACCCAAAUUUGUACGACAAUGUCCACAUGAAGCUGUUCAGAGCCCAGAGGAACCUCUACAUAUCUGGCUUCUCUCUCUUCCUCUGUCUUAUUAUGCGUCGGAUUGUCACCUUGCUAAACCAGGUGGCCGUCACGGUGGAGAACAGUGCAGGUCUUCAGGCCCAGAUGGACAGUGCUGUCAAAGCAGCCAAGCGGCACCAGGACGACAACGUGAUGCUCACACAAGCUCUCCUGGAUGAGGAAAAAGCCAUGUCAGUGAAAAACCAGCAACUGAAGCUGGAAGCUGAGAAGCUGGCAGAUCAAGUGAAGGUUGCUGGGGAGGCUGUGCGCAAGUCUCAUGCCGAAGCGGAGGCCAUGAGGAGGCAGGCCAAAGGUUUGGCACAAGAGUAUGACAGACUAUUGACAGAACAUCAUCAACUCCAGAAUCCUCAGAGUCCUGCAGACAAAAAGGAUCAGUAA
This is a messenger RNA of Cyclopterus lumpus (lumpfish), 720 nucleotides long. Its product is annotated as B-cell receptor-associated protein 29-like. Gene Ontology annotation, cellular component: endoplasmic reticulum; endoplasmic reticulum membrane. Bases 10 to 720 code for a protein of 236 amino acids. Gene Ontology annotation, biological process: intracellular protein transport; endoplasmic reticulum to Golgi vesicle-mediated transport. The transcript is spliced from 7 exons. The record is from RefSeq and is a predicted model, not a curated record. Lineage: Eukaryota; Metazoa; Chordata; Actinopteri; Perciformes; Cyclopteridae.